This is a messenger RNA of Raphanus sativus (radish), 944 nucleotides long. RefSeq lists its product as uncharacterized. The coding region runs from base 296 to 706 and encodes 136 amino acids. The record is from RefSeq and is a predicted model, not a curated record. NCBI's taxonomy places the organism in Eukaryota, Viridiplantae, Streptophyta, Magnoliopsida, Brassicales, Brassicaceae. Gene Ontology annotation, cellular component: NatC complex. The transcript is spliced from 2 exons.
CUCAAAUAUUUGUAGCUAUUUCAGCCGCAGUGAAUCCACAGCUGUUGAAAAAAAAUAUACUAAAAAGCAAUUGGCCUUUAAAAUACGGAUAAAAGUUUUACAAUGAUAAUGGACUUAAGGCCCAACAUCCCUUUCCCCUGCCCCUACAGACGAGACGUGACAAUCUCCGUUUCGUCUUUUUUCCGACAAUCGUCUCAGCUGCGGAUCGACGCCGUAGAUUAUUAAAUCCCCCGAGUCCUCGUAUCUGAAGCCCAUCAUCUUUUAGGUAUCUUCUGGUCUUGAUUCGUGUUAGUUGAUGGACUCUGUAAGUGUUUAUGAAGUGUAUAUAUACAAAAAACCAAAGAACCUGUUGUGGGAAAUGGAACAAGAAGAAGCAGAGAGAAGCACCACCACUGUUGCUGCAUCAACCUCUGAAGGUUCGGGUUUAGAUCCGAUAGCACGAGUGAGGAGGCUCUUGUUCCGCCAGAUGCUCGUUGGAAUCGAAGACGGGAGAUUCUUCCUUGGCAGUUUCCACUGCAUUGACAAACAAGGGAACAUACUUCUCCAAGACGCCGUGGAGUAUCGCAGCGUAAGAAGAUCGUCGUCUCCUUCGCCUACCGAACAGCGUUGUCUUGGUAUGAUCCUUAUCCCUGCCUCUUGCAGGACCUCCUGCCAUGUCGAUUGCUCUGUCGAGGAACAGCUUUCGUUGAUCCAGCUUAAAGAGUAGAGAGAGUCUCGAGAGAUUGCGUCAACAAAACACUAGUCUUUUAUUAUGGAUUUUGAUCUCUUCGAUCAUUAUGCAUAAAAAGAAGAAAAAAAUGUAUUCCAUGUCAUUGUAUGUUUCACAUACAUGCAUAAGAAACCCUUUUGGAAAUGUUUUUGUAUUUACAUUUAGAAGACAAAAAGGUCUUAAACUUUACAAAUUGUAUUAUCAACAACAAUAUGAAAAAAAAAAAUUCAAAGUA